CUUAAAGAUUAUUGUGUAAUAUACUUGGAGCAAGUAUCCACUCCAAAUGCAAAACAUUGUGAUGAAUUUAUGGCAAAACUUUCAAUGUGUAAUCAUAAAAUUCAUGUUAGAAGGUCGGAUGGCACUGAAAUUUUGCCGAUUAAUAAUUUAAGUAAUAAAAAAGAUACUUAUAAAGUAUUCAGAAGAUCCUGUCUAAAAGAUUCUUCAGUAAUAAUCGGUAUUGAGAUGCUAAAACCUGAAUUCAGUCAAAACCCUUCUACCGCCUUCUCAACCACUCCAUUCAACAACACAGCAAAACAAAUUUUUCCUUCAAAAAUAAAGACCAUCUGGACCGAAGAAUUGCAUAAUCCUACGACUGCCGAUGUUAGAUUUGUUAUUGGUGACCAUGAAUUAUUCGCAAGUAGUUCUAUCCUUGCGAAAAGAUCUAAAUAUUUUAAAGAUAUAUUUGAUGAAAUGAAACGUGAUACAAAAUAUGAAAUUAAUGAAAAUUUCGGCAUUCGUGAAAAAGAAAAAUCCGGUAUUGGUGGUGAAAGUGAUGAAAAACUCUCCAUUCCGGAUGAUGAAGAAAGCUGGUCUUUUGAUGACACUCUUUCAGUAGUUUCUACAACUUCAUCUAAUGAAACCGUAUUCACUUCUUCCUCUAAACCUUCUCCCUUUAAAUCCCGUGAUUUCUAUUAUGAAUUAGUAAUCUCUGAUUUUCCAUACCACUCAGUUCUCCAAUUACUUCAAUUCUUAUACACCGAUGAUCUACCUUUCACUGAUAAAGUUUCUUCUUUCCCCUUCUCCGAUGAAAUAUAUUCCCUAUAUGGUAUCGCUGACAAAUACCAAAUAUUUGACCUAAAAUCACAUCUCAAAAAACUUAUUCUCUGUAAUCUUAAAUUGGAAACUUGUGCAGAAAUGUUAUUCAAACACGUUUGGAAAUGGCCUGAAUUAAAACGUGUUGUUAUGCCAUUUGUAGUAAAAUACUUUGCAAAAAUUAAGUGUACGCAAGGUUAUUUAAAUAUAGUAGAAAAGUGUAAAUGUGGAGAAGGUGAGAAUGAGUUUCCAACGUUCUAUGAAUUAAAUUUUGAGAUUUUAAUGGCAACAUUUUCAUGUUCUUGUUAA
This is a messenger RNA of Racocetra persica, 1104 nucleotides long. The record is from the annotation of a GenBank genome assembly. NCBI's taxonomy places the organism in Eukaryota, Fungi, Glomeromycota, Glomeromycetes, Diversisporales, Gigasporaceae.